UUGGAAAAAUGAGGCUCUGUACAUAUUUGCUGCUGAGUUUCUUGGUUGUGCGUGCAUCACCAGAACCUCGGAAGCUGAGUAUUCUGGAGCCGCAGCAUCAUGUAGAGUUCACCAAUGAUACUGGCGUAAUCCUUACCUGCUCCACGAGGGGAGCGUACCAGCUUGACUGGUUACUCGUGGACAACACGCCAGUGACGUCAAUAGCGGGUCUUCGGCGGGUGUUGACCAAUGGCUCCCUGGAGUUCCCCCCAUUUCCGGCUAACCACUUCCGGCGUGACGUCCAUACCGCCACAUACCGGUGUCGGUUAAGGCUGAAGAGCGGCUUCGCUGUUCUAUCAAAAAACAUUCACGUGCACGCGUUAGUAAAUACGCCAUGGGAGGUGCAUGUACCAGAUGAGUACGUGAUGUCGGGCAACGCAGCUGUUCUCCGUUGCGUGGUGCCACCACAUUGCGCCGAGCGCGUCGCCGCGACUGAGUGGUUCGCGGAUGACGACACCAGUGUGUUCCCUUACUUAGGUCCAAAUUACGAGCGUCUAGAUGAUGGCUCACUGUAUAUAGCUGCGGUCAGCCCAGAUGAUCGCUACACCAUAUUCAGGUGUAGGGUACGGGAUAGAGUUACUGAUCAUACCUACACUAGUCAAUAUUAUGGUCACGUUAUAGUAACAGAACCAAAAGGGCAAGUACGCCCGCGAGCAGCAGUUGAAAUGCGCUCGCGCAGAGUUCAAGUGGGGCAUGAUGUGCGGAUACCCUGCGCUGCACAUGCGUGGCCAGUUCCUACUUUUAGAUGGUUCCGAGAGCAUCAUGAGCAAUUAAUACCUAUAGAAAAGUCAGGGCUAUGGCCCCGAAUGAGGACACAACGUGGUCUCCUGCAUAUCAAGUCCGUGCAAAGAGAAGAUGGAGGCAGAUUCGUCUGUUGGCUGAACAAUACUGCUGGAACGGAGUCUGUUCACUUCACACUACUUGUUACAGAAUCUAUAUCCGUGCGAAUAAGGCCCGAUACAAUAAGACCGAAAUUAAACGCUUACAUAAGCAUGGACUGCAAAAUCUCUGGACAUCCCAUUGAAGUCGUUUACUGGAUACACGAUGGCAAAUCCGUGAAGGACACAGACAGAAUCUGGGUAUCAGAAGACAGACUAAGAUUACAUAUCAAAAACACACAAAUAAACGACCAAGGAAUCUACCAAUGUUUCGCGAGUAAUACCAGAGAUCAAGCCUACGGAAUUGCGGAGGUUUUAAUAGAUGUGUCGGAGAACAAUCGUGGUGUCGGCAAUCGGUCCCGUCGAGCGCCAUACGCACGCAGCACACACACACACGACGCCGACUGGAACUUCACGGGAAAUAGAGAAUCAAAACCAGAACUAGUUUACUGGUUUUCCGAACAGACCCUACAACCUGGUCCAAGCGUGUCCCUUAAGUGUGUGGCGAUGGGCCACCCACCACCUCAAUUCACCUGGACACUGGACGGGUUUCCUAUACCCACUAAUUCUCGGUUCGUCGUUGGGCAGCACGUGACCCUACAAGACGACGUAGUUAGCCAUCUCAACGUCAGUCGUGUGACAGAACAAGAUGGCGGCGAGUACGCGUGUGUUGCCGCCAACACCGCGGGAAAAGCAAGUCACGCCGCCCGAGUUAACGUCUAUGGUUUGCCCUAUAUUCGUGAAAUGCCAAAAGUGACAGCUGUCGCUGGCAGUGAUUUGAAUAUAAAAUGUCCUGUUGCUGGAUAUCCAAUUGAAGCAAUCACAUGGGAAAGAGAUGGCCAAACAUUGCCAUUGAAUCGCCGUCAGAAAGUCUUUCCGAACGGUACAUUAAUCGUCGAACAGACCCAACGGGGCGAGGACGCCGGUACCUACACCUGUCAGGCAUCUAACAGACAACGUCAUGUUGCCAGACGAGAUGUGGAAGUCCAAAUAUUGGUCCAGCCAAAGAUAUUGCCCAUACAGCCUUUGACGAAUUUACUGAGGGAGGGAAUGCGGGCCGCUAUCUCAUGUCAGAUACUAGAGGGUGAUUUGCCGAUUGCCUUCCGAUGGGAGAAAAACGGGCAGGCUGUGACGUCGUCGCCGUACGCGCCCAGCGGGAUUAUUACUAGGCGAAUGGACGAGUACAGCGCCUCUCUUGUGAUUGAACACAUAACGUCCCUUCAUAGCGGGAAUUACACAUGCAUCGCAUCUAAUGUCGCUGGCUCCGAGCGGUUCACUGUGCCGCUAACUGUUAACGUUCCACCUCGCUGGAGGCUUGAGCCAAAUGACAUCGCGGUAGCAUCAGGUCAAGAUGUCACUCUACAAUGCCAAGCAGAUGGCUACCCGAGACCCAUUAUUACAUGGAAGAAAGCUGUUGGUAAUACACCUGGGGAAUACAAGGACUUCAUGUUUGAAGGCAGCUCGAGGGUUCUUGAGAAUGGUUCGCUGGUCUUCGAACGAGUGGCCAAAGACAGUGAGGGGCAUUACCUUUGUGAAGCGAGGAACGACAUCGGAGCUGGGCUUAGCAAACUCAUAUUUCUCAAAGUUAAUGCCCCAGCCCGCUUUCCAAUGAAGAGUAAGACGGUCCAGGUGACAGCCGGAGAAGCUGCUCACCUGCAAUGCGCUGCUUCGGGAGACGCGCCCCUUGAGCUCACGUGGCGCAGCCCUCAUCAUCAUACUAUCGCCCACCAUUUGGAUCAAAGAUACACAAUACGUGAACAAGUCCUGGACGAUGGGCUAGUGUCGGAGUUGAGUAUAUUACAGACAUACAGACAAGACACUGGUGCCCUCACUUGUCGAGCAUCCAAUGCGUACGGACAGGACGAAAUGCUCAUACACCUAGUCGUACAAGAGGUACCAGAAAUGCCAAAGAAUAUAAGGAUAAUAGACCAACAGUCAAGAUCUAUACAAAUAUCGUGGACACAGCCAUACGCCGGCAACAGUCCUAUUAUAAACUACAUUCUUCAAUAUAAAGAAGCUCCAGAACCUUGGCCCACGACGCCUCAAAAAGUAAUAGUUCCUGGUAGCGUGACGUCAGCAAGUGUACAAAAUCUUCAACCAGCCACCUCCUACCACUUAAGGAUUAUCGCUGAGAAUCGCCUGGGCCAAAGCGAACCAAGUCAAUUGGUACAAGUGACUACUACAGAAGAAGUUCCCAGCGGUUCACCUAUAGAUGUCCGUGUGGAGGCAAAAAGCUCUACGGAAUUAAUCGUCACGUGGGAUCCACCCCAAAAGGACUUGUGGAAUGGAAACAUUCUUGGAUAUUACGUGGGAUUUCAGGAGCUCAAUAACAACAGUACAAUACUGAGCGCGAGUGGGCCGGGAGGCGCGUCGUACACAGUUCGUACUGUUGAAGGCACGGGCAGUGCGCGAGCUCGCACCACGUUAUCCGGUCUUCAGAAGCACACGCCGUACGCUGUUGUGGUCCAGGCGUAUAAUAGUAGAGGUGCGGGGCCCGCCUCGCCCCCAACCACUGCUACUACUAUGGAAGACGUACCAAGUCUUCCCCCCGGUUCACUGACGUGUUCCGCUCUGAGCUCUCAGUCCGUACGAGUGAAUUGGGAGCCUCCGCCGAUGCGAGGACGUAAUGGAGUGUUACAGGGGUUUAGGGUGACAUAUGCGCCUGUCACCGAUUGGUAUGGAAGCGAAGAUGCUGUAACAAAGCAGAUAUCAGGCCUGCACACAACACUGUCAGGGUUGCGUCGCUUUACGAACUAUUCCGUUACUGUGUGUGCGUUUACUGCAGCAGGGGAUGGUGUGAGAGCCGCCCCUGUUUACUGCCAUACCGAGGAAGAUGUGCCAUCAGCACCAGCUGAUAUAAAAGCGGCAGUAUCAUCGAGGAACAAGAUUCUCGUGUCAUGGCUUCCACCUGCCUCACCCAACGGCGUACUGGUGGGCUACACUCUUUAUAUGAGUGUCAUUGAAGACGGGAGAGAAGAGGGUACCCACAAACGCAUGUUAUCUCCAAGUACCCUCACACAUGAGACAUCUCGAUCCCCAUCUCGAGCCACGCAUCAGUUCUGGGUCUCCGCUUCCACGAGACUUGGGGAAGGAGACACGACUAGAGUCGUCACUGUGCUGCCCUCUGACUCUGUGCCAGCACGAAUAACAUCGUUCAGCCGUAGUAUAGUUACACCGUGGAAGGAGAACAUUUCCCUCUCAUGCAAUAAAGUUGGUAUUCCCACACCUUCAACCACUUGGAGUAUGAACGGCGCUAUACUGGAAUCUACUUUACGCAAGAAUGUUACAAGUGACGGGACGCUUAUUAUAAGCAUGACCCAAUACGCGGACAGCGGUAACUACACAUGCCUGGUAGAGAACCAACAUGGCCACGAUGACGUGACAUACAUAGUGGAGGUGAAAGUCCCCCCGCAGCCUCCAGUGCUAGCUGUGGUGGACUCCUAUGCGGACUCCCUACAUCUUCAGUGGAGCGAUCAGGGUGACGGAGGCAGUACUAUUUUAGGAUACGUAAUAAAUUACAAACGGGAACAUGGCGAUUGGGAGGAGCUCCAAGUGGAAGCUGGUACUUCGGAACACGUCCUUCCAAACCUCUGGUGCGGGACUCGGUACCAGCUUUACAUCACCGCCUUUAAUCGCAUCGGGACUGGUCUGCCGUGUGAUAUCGUACAUGCUUAUACUAAGGGCACUGUUCCAGUAAAGCCCAAGCAUUCCCAAAUGAUAACAUUGAAUACCACAACUGUGACGGUAUGGCUCGACUCUUGGGGAGAUGGUGGUUGUGGAAUACUGUACUUUGUCAUAGAGUAUAGAGAAGUCAGCCAAACACAGUGGCGCUUAGUAUCGAACAGCGUGCAAGCAACGGAGCGGGUGUUCAGCGUCACCGGGCUCUCUCCAGCCACACAUUAUCAACUUCGGAUAACGGCUCAUAACAACGCCGGACACGCUCUCGCUCUUUACAACUUUACCACUCACUCACUCAGCGGUAUGUUGGAAGGAGAGAUAUCUCCAGCGGUACCGGCUGCAGGGGCGAGGUCUUUAGGAGGUGCAAGAGUUAUACUGCCUGCAGCGUUAUCUCUUCUAGUCUUGGCUGCCCUCAUUACAAUUGUGCUACUUGUUAGAAGAAAUAAGACGAGUGGUACAGAGACAGCAGUGACAGAGAGCGGAGCAGGCGAAUCGCCGUCUGUCGCACAGCUUCAGAACAAAGUCAAUCGCGACCAGCAGUAUUUGGCUGCGCGUGCGCAUCUUCCAAACCCAACGCAUCACUAUAAACACGCAUCUAAUGAAUACAUAGAAGACAUCUGCCCAUACGCGACGUUCCAGUUGACCAAACCGAGUGCGUAUAGCGAGAGCAGCUACAGCGGCAACGUCUACAGCGGCCCUUACCACUCCGUGAGGGGCUCCUUUGUCUACCAUGAUGUUAAAAAGAAUGAUAAAUAUAAGGGAAAAGAACCGGAGUACACGAAAGUCCGAAGAAAAGGAAAUAGACUUCGAGACCCGUUAUCCGAGAGCCAAGAGUCGGACAACUUGGGAUCGACGGAUUCGGAGGUGAAGAAGAUACUAACGCUGCACCUGCCCAUUACAGAGUACGAGGAUGAUGUCAGCGACGACGCGAGCGCCCCGCACUCGGACAGCGAACGCGCCGCCCCGCUCAGGCCUGCGCCGCCACCCACAUAUCCGACAGUAGAGCGCGAAGAGUCAUCAUCGUCAUCAGAGAACUCGGUGGCGGGCGUGGUCCGGAAGGCGUUUCCCUCGCGAAAGGGAAAGGCUGGUGUUGGCAAACGGCACGUGAGGUCUUCCAGCGGUUACAGCAGCCACAACGACGAGACCACCUUCAGUAUCUCGAACUACCCAUCAUUCAACGAUCACAUCCACCCUCCGUCCCGGUUCUCAGACGACACGGAGUGCGAGGGUCACCCCCGGGACAGACGCAAGCGACACGGGCACGACUCCAAGGUCUCCAGGGAAGCCUUUCAAAUCAAUGUCUGAGAGCCCAUAAGGGGGACUAAAUUAACUACUAAAAACUAAAAUCUCAAGACAGUCCCCACGAGUACAUGUGAUUUAUUGAGAAAGUUUAAGGCUUUGGAUUAAAGGAGUUAAUAGGAAAGGAAUAUAAACUCAUUAGUUCAUACAGGAAUCGUAAACCUGUUAAAUCCGAAAUAGGAAACGCAAAGCACUUUGAAAUACAAAAAAAGUACGAAGGAAGUUUUCUAAGUACUUUAAAAUUGUAUGUAAUGUAAAAUACACAUUUCAACAACUAAAAUUAAUAAAACCCUAAUACAAUUCGAAAGAAUUCAUUGUAAUUUUACUCAUGGUCGUGGUACUUUAGGCAUUUUUACUUUAAAGGCUCUGUGCUAAGGUUUCGAUUUUUGUCAAGCAUUCAUAUAUCUUGUCGAUUAUUGGUAGAUCUAAGUACAAAUAAAAAUCAAGUAUCAAAAUCUAUUCUUUCGUGUACCCAGAACUCGCUGCACGUCUUUUCCUUACGAAAAUUAAUUGUAACUAUUCGUUUACGUAAACUAUUCGAUUUAACCGACCGUGCUAAGGAUAUGGCAUGUCCUAAUUUAUAAAAAUAAAUAUGGCAAUGAAAUUAUAAUGGAACUGUAAAUUAUAAAAUACCCUGGCCUAUUGAUUAGAAGAAGUAUUUUAAUAAAAGAGUUAUUCGCUUGGAACCCCGCAAUGUUGCCAAAAUGUCUGUACAUAUAUCGUGUAGAUAGAUAGGUUUAGCCAAUAACUAGUGCCAUGUAACACAAUAAACAGUUUUGUACUAUGUACUCUUUGGGAUAUUCAAAGUUUAUGAAUAUUAUGAAUGUAUUAAAAUUUAUUCGUAAUUUCGAUUGCGAGUUCAACAGAGCUUUUACGUCAUGUCUAGCCUAACAAAUGAUAUAGACUCUAUGGUCAUAAUGGCCAUGAAUAGUUGAAAAAUGUUUUGUUGCGUUCAUAGUGACACGUUGAAUAGAGACAAAACAUUGUAUUUUGUUGUCAUUGAAGUAUUUGACAGCUCUGUUACACUCGCUUGUGUUAUUUAAAACUAUCAGCUUGGGGCUCUUAAGCCGUGUAAAUAACUGUUGUAUUAAAUGUAUUGACGAGUAUCGAAUAUUAUAACUAAGAAGAACAAUAAUUAAAAGUAAAUAUAUAUUUUAAACUUAAUGCCUUAUUGACCAAAGUCUUAAAACUAGUUACGAUAUAAUAAAAAGUUAUAUCCAUAUAAAGUAUGACUUGUUUGAUUGUUGUAAAUUUUAUGGAAACCUGAGUUUUCAUUAAUACGCUAUAUAACUUCGAAUAUUGAAAUAACGAACUAUAUAAUACAUACUUUUCGAUGCACUCCGGUUCUAUAUCUAAUAGUAAUUGCUACGGCCUACGAGUCGUAUAUUAAAGAAAUGUUCGUCUAAAAAAAUACGUACGUCGAAAUCGUAUAAAAAAAAUUGACAUCUAUCAUAAUUAGGUGUAGACAACCUUGUUUAUGUAUUUCGUGUUAGAAAAGAAACCUGUCUAAGCGUUUAUAUAUUUAUGAACCGAUAAUAGAUAUCUUGCAUUUAAUGAUGUCACUUCUUGAUAAGUAAUUGAUCUUAUACUAUUAAAAAUAUUUGCUACUGCCAUUACAUCAACCAUUUCAUCCAUAUUGAAAAGUCCACCACAAAUUUGACAGGUAAUAAUAAUUAAUAUCUGUGGUAAUACUAUGAGGAACCGUUCUACGGUUCAUAUAAUUGUGAAACUUGUGGGGCUGGUAUUACUUUUCGAAAUGGCUGAUAUUAUAUACGAUCAAUAUACAUAGUCAUUCCGUCACAUAACAUUUGUAGCUGACGCUUGACAGCUGGCAAACAGACCUUCCUAAUUAAUAUAUUCCUCGGGUAAUGUUAUAUAUCAUAAGUAUCGAACAAUCCUCGGUAGGGGCGUCGCUAUAUGGUUCAGUUCCUGUACUCUGUUACCUACGGAUGUAUUGUAUACAGUUUGGUGGUUCACUCAAUAUCUGUAGCGCUGUUGUUUCUUAAGAAUCGCGUGGUACAAAACUCAAAAUUACUCCUCGCUGUCCUAGAACCCUUAGCGACGCCCUUGCUCCUCAAUGAAGAGUAACAAGACAAUACCUUUAGUUUUUGGUAAAUACGGCAGAAAGUUAAUGUAUCGAGUAGGCAUAGUUUAUGAAUGUUGGUGACAUUUUGUAUUGGACCUUACACGGAUUCAUUUAAGUUAAUUCCAAUGAAGACUGCCCUAUUUUUAAUUAAAAUCUAUUUUAUAUAUCUAGGCACAAAUACUUUUGCUAGUCAAACGAAGUUAUACAUUGUGUAGUUGUAGUAUUAGUUUACUGUUACUUAUUAUCGACUGAAGUAAUUUCGUAAGCGACUGUGGUUUAAUUGUUAUAAUCAUGCUUUUAACAUUGUCACAAAACUUCUCCGUCUCAAAUACUUUCUCGCAUAUCAAACGCUAUUGCAUAGACUUUCGUUUCAAUGAAGCGAUUUGAUUAUAACAAUUAGCUAGAAUCAAACUAGAGACUAAUUCCGUCUCAACACAACGAAGUCGCCCCAUCUGACUGGCAAAUUUACUCCUUAUCAUUUCUAGACAAUGUACCAUAUCAUUUUAGUAUUUUGUUAUAUACUCGUACGCUGUAAGUUAG
This is a messenger RNA of Pieris brassicae (large cabbage white), 8520 nucleotides long. It is a transcript of the gene Dscam4, whose product is annotated as Down syndrome cell adhesion molecule-like protein Dscam2. NCBI's taxonomy places the organism in Eukaryota, Metazoa, Arthropoda, Insecta, Lepidoptera, Pieridae. Gene Ontology annotation, biological process: cell-cell adhesion; axon guidance. Gene Ontology annotation, molecular function: protein binding. The transcript is spliced from 37 exons. Gene Ontology annotation, cellular component: axon; plasma membrane. The record is from RefSeq and is a predicted model, not a curated record. Bases 9 to 5900 code for a protein of 1963 amino acids.